Anopheles arabiensis is the source of this 8608-nucleotide messenger RNA. RefSeq lists its product as uncharacterized. The record is from RefSeq and is a predicted model, not a curated record. The transcript is spliced from 12 exons. NCBI's taxonomy places the organism in Eukaryota, Metazoa, Arthropoda, Insecta, Diptera, Culicidae. Gene Ontology annotation, molecular function: protein binding. Gene Ontology annotation, cellular component: plasma membrane. Bases 2749 to 5934 code for a protein of 1061 amino acids.
GCAGUAGUCUGAUUGCAGAUUCGGUGCGAAUUGGACGUUCGAGUUCGCGGGCUACACGGUGCUAACGGGUGCGAUCGCGCGGUCACUUGCGAGUAACGUUCGACGUUAAAAUUCAAAACCGUUUGUUUUUUAUUUAGUUCCUUACUGUACUCUGUGUCAGUGUGUGUAUGUGCAAAGUGUGAUAGAAAAACAGGCAAAAAAUGAUUCACACGGUGGAGUGCUUGCGCCCGCAGGCAAGCAAAAAUGCGCCAACGGUUACUAUGACCGUGGAAGGAUAAAGCGAAAGAGUUGAGUGCAAACGAAACUCACUCCCCUAGGGGAAGGAUGAAACAGGAGCCAAAAAAAAACUACCCAAACAAAUAAACAAAUCUUCUACGUAGUUUAACCGAAGGAAAAAAAACAUACCCCUUUCUCAGAAUUAUUUGUGUGAGCUUAACGCAAAAAAAACCCAAACACAUUUGUAACCAAGCUCUAAAUAAAUCUCCAGAGAGAUUGGGUUGACCUGCCAACCGCUUCACCUAGUAACAAGUUCGAGCGGCCAACUUUUGGCGAACAUUUUGUCCGCUGAACCGGUGUGACUGAAAUUGAUUUUUUUUGUUCUCGGUGUGUUGUGAGCAAAAAAAAAAAAGGCCAGCAAAGGUACACCGGACAGCGUUCGAAGUGGCGGCUGCUGGUGGAACCAACCACCAGCCACCACAGUUUAGUUAAUUCCCUGCGGCCAACUGCUGGUGACGAUUCGGUGACGGGCAGAUGUAGCAAAACGCGCGCUGCUCCCGGUGGCACGAGAAUUUAUUUGUGAUUGUGGUUGCAUUGAGUGAAAGUUUCAUCGUUUUUCAUCCCGCAACGCUGUGUCGGGACGAACAACAAUCCGGGCACACACACACCGUUUCUAUAGCGCCCGGUAAUUGUGCUGUAUGGGAAAGUUUGCUAACCCAGCUUCCCACAGUUAGUCAGUUUGAGGUGUUUUUGUGUGAGCGUGUGUGUGUGUGUUAUGUCGAAGUAAGAAGCUGGCAACGCUAAAAGACAGACGAAGGAGCAUGCCGCUUCCGCACACGCACGGUGAAACAAAUCUUAAUCUCGAACUUAAUCUGGCGCCACCACUGCAUGGUACACGCUGAACAACUUCCCCAGCGCCCAGAGCCAUCUUCUGAAGAAGGUUGACGAGAACAGAGGGCUGAGAAAGAGAGAAGAAAACGAAACUCAGCCACAACACAGCAUCCAAACGGUUAAAUCGUUUUAACGUUUACGCCGGCGCUUGCUUUGAUGCCGUUGUGAAUGUGGCGAAAUUAGAUUAGCUCCACCCCCCUCCCUUUCUGUGUGUGGUACUCCUCCAGCAUCGUCUACUAGCCGCUCCGAUCGUUCAGCGGAAUGUAAGCGCUCGACAAACCAUCAUCGGAGCGUACUCGAAACGCGCCUGAAAGUAGGCAACAGCUAUCAGAAGCAACUUUGCUCCUUUCAAGCCGACGCGCGCCUUCAGUGCGAAUGUGUACGGAUGUGUUUAGGCGUUUGCCGCAUCUCGCAACCACACUACUAGAGCGGGCACCCACUUUCCGAUAAAUUUGCACCUUAACGUAGCAGGAGCCUGCAAGGCAGGGAAAAAAAGCGUUCCACACAGCAAAUGCGAGUGAGAUCGGAUUUUUGAAAACCGACAUCGAGAGCUUUUGAGUGUAUCGUUAGCGAGAUCGAGAAAGAGUGGCAGAGAGGCGUCGAGGGAUUGCUGUUUGUUAUUCAGUGUUCUGUAGUGUACCCCGUGUGUAUGUAUGUGUGUAUUUCUGUUCACAUGUUCACAUGUUCUUGUGUGUGUAUGUGUGUGCUUGAAGCGUAAGAGUAACGUGAUUGUCAGUGGCCCGUUGUGCGGUUGAUUCAAUUUUGCUCGCGAUGAAAAGGCAAAUAUUAUUUUCUCCACCCCGCACACGUGCAGUGAAAGUGAAAUUAUCGCAUGGUGUAUGUUGGUUAGCCUAAAAAAAAGCAGUAGUAGCAACAUCAGCAGCAGCACACGUUGGUUAGCUUUCGGAGCGCGCUAGAAGCGCUAGAAAAAUAGAAGCAGCAAAACUUUCAUUCCGAGGCCGGUACAUGAGCCGGUACACUGUCAGGGCAGGUAGACAGCAAGCUUUUAACGUUGACGUACAGCAGCUACGACAGUAAAAAAAUAGAAUACAAAUACACUAAGAACACCGUUCGUGCGUUACAUCCAGUAGCACGCGCAGGGGGCGUACGUGAAGUUUUCCUUUUCCAGUUGUCAUCCUCCGGAUGAAAGUUUAAAUCCACGGUUCCUGUGCUGCCACAGGCACGAACAUCCCGCUUCACAGGCGAAAGAGGGCCGUGGAGGUGUGCAUGAGGUGGGGAGAAAAUAAAACACCAAAGUGCUGAAGUGGCAGCGUGCUGGAAGUAAUAACAAAACCAUACACGCACACGGUGGGCCUCUGCUGGCGUGUGCUGGCGCGAUUUCAGCCGUACCAACAGCAACCAACCAUCGACAAGGCGCAUCCGGUGUGUGUGUUUGAGGUGUUUAAGAUUCAGACUCUCGUGUGUGCGCGUGUGGGGUGUGUGUGCUAAGAGAAGCGGAGUGUUUGAAGCUGAAUAUUCACGUGUGACGAGCAGCAUCGUUAACAGUGAGAAAUCCAGUGCGUAUUAACUUCUGUGUUCGACUGUUUGCAGAAAGAGCAGAAAACAAAGCAAAUCGGUUUUGGUCAUCUAUUGCUCGUUUGAGUGGCAUGAAGCAGUGAUUAACAAAACAGAGCCUCCCGGAUGGAUGGGUGGAAGCAGUGUGUGGUGACGGGGGUGACGGUGUUGCUCGUGCUGGUAGCCACCCAGCUGCCCCCGGUCGGCUCGAACGCAACCGAAGCGCGCGGACAGCGGCCGGGUGGUCGCGACCGUUCCACCGGCUCGACCGCCAUAGCGUCCCUCUCGUCGGCAUCGAUAGCGGCCGCCCUUGCUUCGCGCCAAGCUACAGCGGGCAGCGGAAACGGCGGAAGCAGCAGCAGCAACAGUGGCAAUGCCUCGAACGGUGCUAGUAACGGUAACAACGGUGGUGGCGGCAAAUGUAAUAUCGCCCAGUUGCGUUGUGCCAACGGGACCUGCAUACCGGCGUCGAAAUUCUGCGACGGCAACUUCGAUUGCCUUGAUAAGAGCGACGAGCCGAAAGCUUGUACAGCAUGCAACCGCACCCUGCACGGUGAGGCCGGAAGAACGUACGAGCUGCAGAUACAAAACCCCCACGGCGUCUAUCCAUUCGUGUGUCACCUAAACUUUACGGCCACCGGUGGCCUCUACGGUGACAUUGUGCAGCUAAAUCUAGCCAAGUUUAGCAUCGGCAAAUUUGUCGAAAACUAUCACGACGUCAAACAACACGGCGAGUGUACGGAGGGGUUCAUGACGAUCAGCGAACAGGGGCUGCCGAAUCUGGAUGGUCGAUGGUGCGGAACGGCUUCCGGCUACACGAUAUACUACAGCGAGACAAAGUCGGUCAACGUGACGCUACGGCUAGACAAGCAACCGCCGGCCAGUGGCAGCGUGUCGAACGGGUUCGAAUUUCGGCUCAUCUACAAGUUCCUGCGGCACAGCGAUGCAAAGCUAAGGAACGACAACCGGAUAUGGAACGGAGAUCUCGUCCCCGGGAGCUACUGCAAUCGGAACUUUUAUGACUGCGACAAAAGGACCUGCCGGAUACGAUCGCCCAACUAUCCCGGCAUUUAUCCACGCAAUUUAACAUGUAAAUAUUAUAUUAAUCAUCGGGCGCCCCCGAGCGGUCUGCACGCGAUGAUCGUCCUUCGGCAGCCGGACGGUCAUAAAUUAAAUAUGAAGGAGCAGGCGACACACCACGAGGCGAACAACCGGAUUUUAAGGAGCUGGGAGCAGUGUGACGAGGCACAGGACUAUCUGAGCAUUUACGACGGCGCGGCACCGGAAGCACCGACCAUUGGGCGCAUUUGCGGCGGAGACGUCCUGCCGGAUAUCGUGUCGAGCGGUCCGGAGAUGCGUGUCGAGUUCCACACGUCCCCGUACGAUGUGCCGUUCCAUCCGAAUCCGGUCACCUUCCUGCCCGGCUUCGAGCUGGAAGUGCACGUGCUGUACGUCAACUCCAACUCUCAGUCGUACAUCCGACAGCCGGGCCGGUGCGAGUUCAUUGUCAGUGCGUUCGAGAGUCAAACGGGAGAGCUGGAGAGUCCGCAGCACACGCUACCGCCGGAAAGCUCCUGUCUGUACCACUUCCAGGGCCGACGGCACGAAACCGUGUGGGUUUCCUUUAUCAAGUACCACUCGGCCAUCGAUCCGACCGGGUUCGAGUCACCGGCCGAGUGCGUGACGCAGCUACGCAUCUGGGACGGACGAUGGUCGGUGACUUCGCGUCCUUACGGCGCACCACCGGAGUACCAGCGCAAUGCGAGCUUGAUCGAGCAGAUCUGUCGCGAGGAGGUGCCGAGACUUUGCUCCCGUUCGUUGGUAGCGAAGGGGAGUCGGCCAUGCUCAACGCAAGAGAGCUAUCUGUCGACGGGCUCCGACCUAACGAUCGAGUAUCGGCCCAGCCCAAUCGGUACGGCACGGCUUUACGGGCCAGCGUCCGCGUUCAAGCUACGCUACGAGUUUGUGGACAAUUCACUCGGUGGAGCUCCUCUGGAGCCACUCGUAGCUCCAUCCGCCAUGCCAGAACCGGCCGCACUCGUACAGUUCCACCCGAAGUCGUGCGAUCGUGUCUUUCGCUCUUCCUCCGCGUCGCGCGGCAUCUUCCGAUCGCCCUCGAACGUGUUCAUGUACGGUCGGGGAGGUUCGCCGAACAUUUCCUGCAUUAUUCGGUUCGAAGCGAGCGGCGGUGAGAGUGUCAGGUUAACGAUCACACGAGCACGCUUUGGAGGUAGAUCUUGUCAGAAUUUGCAAAACCGUUCGGGUCGUUGGCACUGCAACCAUCACGGUGGUCCCGUAUCAGACCUGCGCAUCAGUGAGGUACCGUGGACGGAUGUAUCGCCCCUACCGCGUGACUGUCUGUGUUCGGACGUGUCCGGCUCGAUUACGCUCGCCCCACUAGCGGCCAGCAUUGUGGAGGUGAAGUUCACCACCCUGCAGAUGGAAGUGGAUCAGGACUUCCGAGACUUUUACUUUGAGGGACGGUACGAGUUCGCACGCGACGGAUGCGAAACCGAUUGGUCCGAGCGGCGUCUGCGGGGACGUAGCGGCGAUGCCUACCUGAAGCCGACGCCAUGUCCUGCGCUGAUACAACCCUGGCUGCUGGAGCCCGAAACGGAUAGUAGCUACCUGGUGCUGAAGCUGAAAGGCUUCUGGAUGCCACCGUUGCUGCAAUCGGCACCGCCCUGUCCAACGGACGCCCGCAUCACGGUCUACUCCACGAACAAUCCGAAGAACUCGCGCGAUCUUUGCCCCUCCGGGCCGGACGUGGUGGCGUUCUCGGAUGGUUGGGAUCGGGCGUACGAGUUCAGCGCGAUGGAGAUCUCCAAGAGCCUCAUCAUUGAGUUUAAGAGCCCUCGCCGACCGCCGCUCGAGCUGAUCGAGUACAAGUUCUCGUGGAUGGAGAUCUUCCCAGCGCACGACUGUCCGCAUCGCUGCCAGGAGCUGCAGGCCUGCAUCCCGGCGGAGCUGUGGUGCGAUGGAAAGGUGCACUGUCCCUCCGGUCAGGACGAAAGCCCUACGGAGUGCGAUCUACGGUUGCCCCUAUCGCCACUGCACGUUGGUCUAGCGGCGGCCACGCUCACGCUAGUCCUGUCGCUAGCCGCCGGCCUGACGGCCUGUGCACGACGCAAACGGGGCGAAAAGAAGCACCUGCAAGCGGUCCACCUGGAUACGGCUGGGCGGGGUGUCGGGUAUGGGCCACCGCUUCCGCACCACGCCGGGGCAGGCUAUCCGCACGCCAACCAUCACCUGUCGUCGAGCCAUGCCCUGACGCCCCUCUACCUGGACCCGUCGAAGGACAGCUUCUGUUGACAGGAGCUAGAGACUUCGGUGUAGCCAAUGCCGAAGUCGUCGCAGGACUUUUACUACUUCGCGUUCAACGCCGGCACCAACACGAGCAGCUGUUGAGUGGUCGGAGAUGCUGAACGGUCGCGAGGUGCACACAAGCCCAGUGGCGUUACCGAUCGCAAUACUUCGAGCGAACGUACUUCAAGCCAAGGUGAUAUUUGACGCACACGUAGAGCAAGUAGAACGUGUGCGUAUUUAAAAUCCCCCUUUAUCCGCACCCUCCCGGUUAGUAGGAAAAGGAAUUGUUUUAGCAAUAGCAACAUAGCGUGCUCGAUGUAGCAUUUAACCCGACUACGUCGUGGCAAGGCGAGCGGCAUAUAGCACACAUACACAAACACAGGUUGGUUUUUAAUUGUGACAAUCAGUUGAGACAGUUGACAAUUCUGCUCCCCCCUCCCUUCUUAGGAGAAGCUAGCUUGUCAUGGGACUGGAGGCGAGCAGGCGCAACAAUACCCCCGCGUGCGGAAGUGAAGCAAGAAAAGGAUUUGAAUGUUGUACAUUUGGAAAUUACUAGUAACUAAAAUGGUUGUGAUGGCCAGUGUAAGAAAUUAAACACAAACGGAAAGCGUGCUAAAACGCUAUUUUGAAAGGGAAUUAAAUUGUUUUAAUUUUUCAUUUUUGCUCUAACCGCAGCAGGCCUAUUUGGACGAUUUGUAUGAAGUUAGUUUUUUUUUCAAUUCUGCCAAUGACAAUGAAAAGUGUUGUAAUUCGAAAUAUUUUAUCUCAUUAGAAAUAAAUUAACAGAAAUUAUGAAAAGCAGGACUUUAUUUAAAGAAGAGCUCCAGUUGAUUUCACAGCGAUGCAAAGAGGGAUAUGUCACAUUUCAGUGUAGCUUCAGAAAAGAACAAACUCUAUAGCGCAGACUAGUGUUAGCAUACAUCAAUUCCACUGUAUAUAGAAGCUAUGCAAAUGAGUUGCUGCCCUUCUAGCUUUGUUUGCUUUUAAUGGUUUGAUUUGAGUAAGCAAAACUACCUACACCAUUGUACAAAGAGAUAAUACUUUUAUGAAAAUGAUAUUUUUUGUGUUUAACUAUCUCUAUCUUUGCGAGACGCAAAUAAAGAAAACAACCCGAACAUAAAACAAACCCGAUUGCAUAAUAAGAAAUACACUCACAGAAAUAGGGCCACAAAUGUGGUACAAACUGAUACAUUGAAACUAAACAUACAGAAACACGCAACAAGAACAAAAAAAAAAUUCCCCGUAAAAUGCAAACCUUUUCUCAAAUCGUCAAAUGAUAAUGUGAUUCUCAGUAGUUAAGCAAGGAAGCAAGAAAAAAAAACAGAUAAAGAAAAAGGAAAAGGAAGACACACAAGAAGAAGAUUAAUAUACAAAUAACGCUCACACUAUAGAUAAUGAAUUAGAAAAGAAGAGAAAGCUAAGAUAAGCAGAUUUGUAUAAAGAAAUACUAAUAGAACUACUAAAAAAACAGAAGAAAAAUAAAAAAAGUCUUAAAGAGUCUCACGGUCAGUGAAAGGAGGAUAAAAACAAACACAAAAAUUCACAAUCAAUGAGCAACCUGGAUGCAGACACUAUUCCAUAACUUUUCCCUUUUUUGUCCUAUUUUAUCUGGAAAAAAUCUGUACAGAUUGUGCGAGAGGAGUACGCAAACGAACGAAUAGUACGUAGUGAAUAAUUCUAAAACAUGGAAGUGAAACCGCACUAUACGAGACACACAAUCCGAGCGUAACGUACGAUUAUACGCAUUAUACAGGAAGCGUGUUAAAAACCAAACCCCCUCGAGCGGUUGUGAACCUUGAUGGCGGAGGAAGUGGGCGGUGGAAUUAGCUCCUUCGUACCAUGCCCUCCGGCUGUGAAACGGAUCUCUUCCAUCGUCGAAAUUAAAGCGAAACAAGCAGCUGAAAUUAAGUAGAAGUGAACGUGCGGGCGUUUGUUGGACUAAUUAUUCGCUAGCCUGUGUGUAAGGAGGAAGCGAAGCGAUUACUUGUUAAUAUUCACUUCCACUGUAGGAGUACAGUAUUUGUAAAAAAGUACCGUGUUUUAGGAAGUAAUCGUAAAGCGGCCACAUCGCGCCUGGCGGAAAGAAAAUGAACUAGAAUAAUAGAAGAAAAAGUACUGUGAGCUGGAGUUGAGGGAUUUCGGCGACGGACAAGCUCUACGAAUAGCGAAACUGAUUGUUUUUUUCGCCCAUAAAUGCGCAACUCCCUGCAAAUGAUGUUACCAAUGUUCAAUGAUCCCUGCUUUUAACGAACGAACUUCCCCUUCUGUGCAUUCGCCGUGUGCUAGCUAGUAAGUGUCCGCGAAGGACGAUAUCUCUGCACUGCAGCUAGGACCGGAUAGCAGUGUGUUGUGCAGUAUAGGGAAAACAAUAUAAUUCUUUAAAUGACAAACUACACACACACACCCUUCCCCACACUGUGCUGAUUCUGUAACAGAAAUAGCUAAGGGAUGUAAAUAGGUAACACUUGCGUGAAGGUGGUCGAAGAGAUUGGCGUACGAGAUGAAAAGAAGUUGAAUUGUGGUGGGAAACGAAGAUGAACGGGGAGCAAUGUGUGACAUGUAGGUGUAUAAGUAUACCUAAAUUUCCAUGAAGGCGACGACUUUCACGGGCAAUGAAAUCGGUCUAGCGAUCAAUAAAGUAUCAGAUACUUCCUAACGGCACACGUCUGCUGGAAUGAAA